UUUUUGGAUCUAGCGCCCUUAUUCGUUCCAAAGAGAUUUCCAAAUGAGAACGUAUCCGACCCAGUUUUCGUCUUUUUCUUUUCAAUCCUGUCUCCUGCCUUUUCAUUACGAUUCACAGAUUGCGGGCGUGAAGCCGUUAAGACUGGCUCCUUUCGCAUCUGCACCGGCGUUCGAUGGAUUCUCCUCGUUGACAGAUGGGUCGGAACUGCUCAUGUUUCGAUCCAGUGUGGGAGCCGAGGCGGCAGUGUCACUUAGACCGAUUUGUGGAAGAAAUACAGUAGUCCUCGUCAGUUGAAGAAAUCCGCUGGUCAGAAGCUCGAGGUAAUUCCAAAUCUUCAGUCAAACUGUUUACGGCCUCUUCAAUUCGGCGUAUCUCCUCUUGUUGAACAGAUUCUAUAUCGACCAUAUCCAAGGUACGGUCCUCCUCGGCAACAAGUGUUCGCUCUAAUGGUUCAAUUUUCUCGCACCUAUCCUCUUCAGUGGUGCCGUUCAGCGGGAACUCCACAUUACCGCUUAUAUUGCCAGAAUCAUUCCCAUCCAUUUUUUUGAACGAUAGACCAUUUUGAAUGGAAGCACGGUCAUACUUAAACGAUUCCGAUUAGCUUACAGAAAAAUUAAACUUACAAAGGAAAUUCUGACAGUCACCCACGUGGUUUUCUUUGUUGCACAACGUAUCCUCGGCAGAAAACGAUCGCUGAUGAGCAUUAAUUGCCUUGAUGUCUUCUAACGAAUGCUUUCUCCAACUUAUAGAGGCAAUCAUCGGAUCAGAUCCAUGUGUGACUGCUGAAUUGUCGUGAUCAUCACCAGCCAUUGGAUCAAAGGAAGCGUACGAGUGUGUGCCAUCGUCGACUUCGUCACCGAUCAAGUUCAACGAAUGUGUAG
Haemonchus placei is the source of this 882-nucleotide messenger RNA. Lineage: Eukaryota; Metazoa; Nematoda; Chromadorea; Rhabditida; Trichostrongylidae. The record is from the annotation of a GenBank genome assembly.